Molecule: messenger RNA, 1321 nt
Organism: Bursaphelenchus xylophilus (pine wood nematode)
Lineage: Eukaryota; Metazoa; Nematoda; Chromadorea; Rhabditida; Aphelenchoididae
Source: the annotation of a GenBank genome assembly
AUGCACUUGCUUCUCAGUCUGGCCCUCUUCUUUUCCUUGGGUAAGUUGAACCAAAAAACAAUUUUUUCCCAUGCGCAUGGUCUUGUCAUUGGUUUUUAAAUUUUUAAACUGCCUUCAUAAUUUUCCUUUUUCCUGGUUCUUUACCUAAAAAACUGUAAAUGUUCAAUUCACAAUAUAGACUUCAUUUUUUAGGCAAUUUUAUGUUGAAACAACUCUUCCAGGUUUACAGGGGAAGUACUCCAAGUGCGACGCUCAGAUUUUCUUUAAAUUUUGCACACACGUCGUGUAUGUACUAAAUAUCAAUACCUGAAAGUUUUAGCUCGCGCUUUGCUGGCGCCGCCGAGAUAUCGAACAAUUUUUGCCGCCGAGAGAGCACGCUAAACGUAAAGAGCGGUCAGAGAGUAAAACGUUUUUUGGCCAUAACUUUGGCAGUUUUGUGCAAAAAAAUUUGAUUUUUUGUCACACAUUUUACUUUCACAUUAUACUUUACGGUAGAAAUAGGCAUGAAACUUCUCGUGCCGAAAUUCGGCAAAAAGUUCUAAAUUUUCGCCGACUUUCGAUCUAAAAAUCUCGGUUGUUUCUGCAAAGCGCGAGCUAGGAUUCUCGCAUAUACUUUAGAAACAAUCGUUCUAAAUUUGUGCCAAAUUUCAUCAAAAUCUGAGCGUCGCACUUGGAGUAUUUCUGUUAGUGUAGAGCCUGCGAAAAACCAAAAAAAAAAGAAUAUUUUUUCCGGCGUGGACCAUAGUUAAAAGAUUUAUUCCGAGCUGCGCCCAAGCCUUGGCAAAGAAUCGGAAACGCGGUUGAAUUUUUGAAAUCGAGUUUGCACGAUUUUAAGAGGGAUUAAUCUUUUGCAUUUCUUUGAAUUUCCCUCUUUUUCAGCUGCACUUGCCAGCCCUCUCCAAUGUUACAGUUGCGUGGGCGCUCUUGGAUUGGGCGAUGAUUGCUUCACUCCUAGCAGUAAGCACAUCGUGGACUGCAAAAACGGCUGUUUCAAGGCCUUUGGAGAGGUGUCGGGAAAGAAAGCGGUCGCCCGAACGUGCGCUGUGGUAAGUGUAUCUAGAGCUACAUAUAUUUGAAACUUGUUUUGUAAAAUUAUUUUUGAUAAAUCGUCUUUUCUUGACUUUGUAAAUAUAAUAAUUUUUGAUGAUUUUAGACCAAGGUCGAGCAAGACGAAUGCCACACUGGGGACUAUGAUUUCAAAGUCACGCGUGUGACUGCAACCUUGUGCAGUUGCCAGGGAGAUCUGUGCAACAGUGCGAUUGGAGUCGGAGCCACCUUCAUCACAACUGCUGCCCUUCUUGUCUCGGCCUUUACGUUCUAG